GUGCAGAUGUUCGACAAGAGGAGCUCUGUGUGCAGACCGAGAAACUGGAGGACAGCACUGUCAUAGCCAGAGCCGCAGAGGAUAGAGGCAACGAGCGCGGACAUGAAUGCCUUUGCAGUACUUCGGACCGGGCGGAAGAUGCCCCUCAUUGGGUUGGGCACAUGGAAGAGUGAGCCUGGGAAGGUAAAACAAGCAGUGAUGUGGGCCUUACAGAGUGGAUACCGCCACAUCGACUGCGCCUCUAUCUACAGCAACGAGGUGGAGAUCGGAGAAGCUUUACAGGAGAUGGUCGGGAUGGGAAAGGCCCUGAGGCGAGAGGAUGUUUUCAUCACUUCUAAACUGUGGAACACCAAGCACCACCCUGAUGACGUGGAGCCCUCACUGCUCCGGAGCCUGCAAGACCUGCGCCUGGACUACCUGGACUUGUACCUCAUCCAUUGGCCCUAUGCCUUCCAGCGAGGUGAUGUGGCGUUUCCCCGAGCAGAGAGCGGCGCACUGCUGUAUGAUGACAUUGACUAUAAGGAGACAUGGGCAGCCAUGGAGAAGCUUGUGGAAAAGGGCCUGGUGCGAGCCAUUGGCCUGUCCAACUUCAACAGCCGACAGAUUGAUGACAUCAUCGCUGUGUCUACUAUUCAACCUGCUGUGUUGCAGGUGGAGGCUCACCCAUAUCUGUCCCAGGAGCUGCUGUUGUCUCACUGUCAGGAGCGAGGUCUGGUUCUGACAGCUUACAGCCCCCUGGGGUCCGCUGACCGCGCUUGGAAGCACCCAGACGAACCUGUCCUGCUGGAGGAGCCCGUCAUCAAUGCUCUGGUCACAAAGUACCACAAGUCCCCCGCUCAGAUCCUCCUCAGGUGGCAGACACAGAGGGGUGUGGUCGCAAUCCCAAAGAGCGUCACGGAGUCUCGCAUUAAAGAGAAUAUACAGGUAUUUGACUUCAGCCUUCAGCCUGAGGAGAUGGACCGCAUCAGUGCUCUUAACCGCAACUGGCGCUACAUUGUCCCCAUGGUGGAAGUGGAUGGGAAGCGUGUUCCCCGUGAUGCAGGACAUCCGCACUACCCCUUCAAUGACCCAUACUGACCUAGACUGCUGCCUCAGCCUGUGCCUUCCUCUCACAGACUGUUUCAAGAGUCAUAUAUGUUGUACUGUCACUGUGAUGAGAGAAAGACUGUCAGAGGUUCUUUUUUUAAUAAACAUUUGUUACUUUCUUUU
Molecule: messenger RNA, 1209 nt
Organism: Periophthalmus magnuspinnatus
Lineage: Eukaryota; Metazoa; Chordata; Actinopteri; Gobiiformes; Gobiidae
Gene: akr1a1b
Product: aldo-keto reductase family 1, member A1b (aldehyde reductase)
Exons: 9
Coding region: 103-1077 (324 amino acids)
Biological process (GO): aldehyde catabolic process
Cellular component (GO): cytosol
Molecular function (GO): aldose reductase (NADPH) activity
Source: RefSeq, a predicted model, not a curated record